GCGGCCCAGGACUCGCUCCAGGCCCGGCGGGCAGUGACCGCAGCGGCUCCGAGCGGGCGGCCGGACCCUCUGAGAACCGGGCGGCGCCUGAGCAGCCAUGCCGCGGGCGGGAGUGAAACUUCGCCUUCCGGGACCCGGACUGCCCUAGAAGUCGAGCCCGGCUGAGCCCAGCGCCGGACGCCGCGGGCGAUGGAGCCCUGCUCACCUGGCGGGCCCGGGAGGAUUGGAAAAGAAUGCAUAUUUUGGAUUUUUUAGUUUCCCAAAGUUUUCUCAGCUUAGGAUGAAUUAAUCCAAAGAAUGAGCAUCCUUUUGGAGUACCUAUAGAAGAGUUUUCGGUGGACACAACAUCCCUGUCUGUAUGUGGUGCUGAGGAUCGAACCCGGGCCGCACGCACGCCAGGCAAGCGCGCUACCGCUUGAGCCACAUCCCCAGCCCACAUGUCUUGUUCUUGAUAACACAGAAUAUCUGGUAAUUGUCAUCCAAGGGUUCCUGCUUACAAAAGACAAUAUGACAACUGAUGAAGGUGCCAAGAACAAUGGAGAAAGCCCAGCAUCCACUGUUGCAGAACAAGGAGAAGAUAUUACCUCCAAAAAAGACAGAGGAGUAUUAAAGAUUGUCAAAAGAGUGGGAAAUAGUGAGGAAACACCAAUGAUUGGUGACAAAGUUUAUGUCCACUACAAAGGAAAAUUGUCAAAUGGAAAGAAGUUUGAUUCCAGUCAUGAUAGAAAUGAACCAUUUGUUUUUAGUCUUGGCAAAGGUCAAGUUAUCAAGGCAUGGGACAUUGGGGUGGCUACCAUGAAGAAAGGAGAGGUCUGCCAUUUGCUUUGCAAACCAGAAUAUGCGUAUGGCUCAGCAGGCAGCCUCCCUAAAAUUCCCUCAAAUGCUACUCUUUUUUUUGAGAUUGAGCUCCUGGAUUUCAAAGGAGAGGAUUUAUUUGAAGAUGCAGGCAUUAUCAGGAGAAUCAAACGGAAAGGAGAGGGGUAUUCAAACCCAAAUGAAGGAGCAACUGUAGAAAUCCACCUAGAAGGCUGCUGUGGUGGAAGGAUGUUUGAUUGCAGAGAUGUGGUAUUCACUGUUGGUGAAGGAGAAGACCAUGACAUUCCAAUUGGAAUUGACAAAGCCCUGGAGAAAAUGCAGCGGGAAGAACAAUGUAUUUUGUAUCUUGGACCACGAUAUGGUUUUGGAGAGGCAGGGAAGCCUAAAUUUGGCAUUGAACCUAAUGCUGAGCUUAUAUAUGAAGUUACACUUAAGAGCUUCGAAAAGGCCAAAGAAUCCUGGGAGAUGGACACCAAAGAAAAACUGGAGCAGGCUGCCAUUGUCAAAGAGAAGGGAACGGUAUACUUCAAGGGAGGCAAGUACAUGCAAGCAGUGAUUCAGUAUGGAAAGAUAGUAUCCUGGUUAGAGAUGGAAUAUGGUCUAUCAGAAAAGGAAUCGAAAGCUUCUGAGUCAUUUCUGCUCGCUGCAUUUCUGAACUUGGCUAUGUGCUACCUGAAACUUAGAGAAUACACCAAAGCUGUGGAGUGCUGUGACAAGGCCCUUGGACUUGACAGUACCAAUGAGAAAGGCUUAUACAGGAGGGGUGAAGCCCAGCUGCUUAUGAAUGAGUUUGAGUCAGCAAAGGGUGACUUUGAGAAAGUGUUGGAAGUAAAUCCCCAGAACAAGGCUGCAAGACAGCAGAUCUCCAUGUGUCAGAAAAAAGCAAAGGAGCACAACGAGCGGGACCGUAGGAUAUACGCCAACAUGUUCAAGAAGUUUGCAGAGCAGGAUGCAAAGGAAGAGGCCAGUAAAGCAAUAAACAAGAAGACUUUAGAGGGCGUCACCAAUGAAAAAGGAACAGAAAAUCAAGCAAUGGAAGAAGAGAAAACUGAAGGCCAUGUAUGACGCCACGCCAAGGAGGGAAGAGAGUCCUAAUGAACUCGGCCCCUCCUCAUUGGGCUUUUACCCAGCUCAGGACUAAACAGUGUUUAGUGUAAAGUUUGUUAUAGUCUAUGUGAUUCUGGAAGCAAAUGGCAAAACCAGUAGCUUCCCCAAAACAACCACCCUGCUGCUGCCCAGUGGGUCAUUGAGUGGGUGGCGUGGGACCACUCCAGGUAGAACAGAACAGAAAGGCUGUUGUCGCCAAGAGAUUGAGCCAACAGCUGAGUCCAUCUUGUUUCAGUUUGUCAACCUUCAUAUCCAUCACAGGGUCCCUGAAGAUAAUCCUAAUGAUUUUGGGCUGUUAGAUUUUACAUUUGAAUUUUAAUAGCACUGCAGAAACCUUUUUUAAAUAUGCUUAAUCAAUUUCUCCUUUCCUAUAGGUGGGUAGGUCGAGGGAAGGAGGGUGAGCUGGUUUUGUUUUUUAAAUGACUAAAGUGCUGCAAAUACAACCUAUUGCAUUUGUAACCAACAGAACCCAAAGGCAAGAGGUCUGGAACCCUUCAGUUCUAGAGCAGCAUCACAUACUUGAGAGCAAGAACCUGGGAGGCCAUGAGCUUUGCUGACUUUGCAGCUUCCCAAGCUCCUUCCUCUGCCAGCCUCAUGUGAGUGUGGCUUUCUGCCACACCCUUCCUGCCCUGGGCAAGUCAUUUUGUCAUUCAUUCCCACAACACCCUUCAUCAAUGGUAACGAGCAGACAGAGCUUCUGGAUUUGCUUUCCCUGUUUUGGAUGAAGUUUUUGAGAUGCUGAAAUGUGAAAAGAGCCAUCAAAAUUGUGCUUUAUUUUCCCUCCCCAUUCCUUUGAGGAAACAUUGUUAGUAUACCUUACUUCCUGCAGCAUUACUAACAUUCAGCUUCUGUUCCCUUUCAAAGCCUUGCCAUUAAGAAUUUAAGACUUGUAAUAGCUUGACCUGGAGUGGAUUUAUUUACAUAUCCAUUCAGUAUAAUGCAGCUUUUUUGUCUUUUUUUUUUAAUUGCUCAUAAACAUAUGUAUACUGGCUUAUGAAACUGUACACUCCUCUAUCAUGAAAAAAAAAAAGUUGACUUUUUACUACUUAGUACCUUAAUUCUUAAAAAAAAAAAAAAUUAUGGGGUUGAAAAAAAUAAGUAGUUGUUGCUCUUCUACAUUAAGGGUUUUACUGGCAGGUUCACCAGGCAGAUGCUUCUAUCCUCCUGCACUGGUAGCUUCUUCCUUCUGGUGUAAGCUGUAAAAGAGUUGAACAGCUUCCCACUAAGAGGUACAUCUAGCCUAAAUCUCCAGUACUUGGGCAUUAAAUUAGAGCAAGUCUUAAGACAAAUAUAUACAUGUAGUAGGAUUUUAGUUCUUUUGGGUAAAUAAACAAAGAAACACUCAUGGGAAUGCAUUUGGCAACCUAAAGAAUAGAACAUCUCAUUUCAACCUAAAUCUAGAACAUCUCAUUUCCUUAAAUCCUAAAGCUGUUAGUUACAUUUUGAAUUAGUUAUUCUUUUUAUGCCGGUUUUAACACUUUCAUUAUUAGGUUAGGACCUUAAGACCUAAAAAAUCAGGUCAUUUCCUUUUAUUUUCCGUGAAACAAAUAGAAAUAAAUUGUGAAGUUUUGCCUUUAAUAGUAAGUAAAACCCCUCUAAUUCCUCAUUUAGGCUUUUGUCUUUUUUUAUGUAAUAUUUCUUUUAAAGGCCCCAGUCUUACCUAGGAAAUAUGAAAAGCAAAAGUCAAUUUUGUAUAUUUGCUUAACUGCUUAAUAUUUGUAGCUCUGUUGACUAGAGCAUGAAAUUAGUGAGGCCAAGACUAAAAUUUGAGCCUAGCUUUUUAUAGGUAACAAAUAAGAAAACUACUCCAAAACUAGAUGACCCCAGCCAGCUGUGUCCCCAUUGUGCUGUGGGCCAGCAGGGGAACUGGCCAGUGUGUGGAGAGAGAGGUGGGGCACAGAUAGUUCCAAUCAGAUGACAAGGGGCUGUGUGAGACUUCACAUAUUCUUGUAUCAAACUCAGUAACCUUAAAGUGUGUAGAAACCAGAAGAUGUCUUGGAAUCAAUCACCUUUCAGACUGUAUCUGGAAUGGUGAGGCAGCAUAGGAUGAAUUUUUAAAACUGGCUUUUUAAAAAAUUACUUAGAGGGCUGGGGUUGUGGCUCAGUGGUAGAGUGCUUGCCUAGCACAUGCAAGGCCCUGGGUUCGAUUCUCAGCACCACAUACAAUAAAUAAAAUAAAAGUAUUAAAAAAAUUACUUAGAUGAACUUUUGUGUUCCUUAAGUAAAUUUUUAAAAAUAUUUCCCAUUGUUCUUAGUUUUACUUAGUCUUCAGGGAAUACUCUGGUUGGAAAACUAUGGUGGGGGCCAACUUGAAGAAACAAGACUUCAGAGACAAUAUUGCUGUGUCCUCUCACCUGAAAUAACAUUGGACUGAAGGCAGUGAAAUGAUGCAUCCUUGUUAAAAUGAACCAAGUAAUUGGAAAAAUAACAGUUUUUUUUUCCCAUUAACUAUUGGCUAUUCCACCUUUUAACUGAUUUUUACAGUAGGUUCCAUUUGGAAAAUGAAAUUUAAUUGUGACCUUUAAUAAAUAUGUGAAACAUAA
Molecule: messenger RNA, 4466 nt
Organism: Marmota monax (woodchuck)
Lineage: Eukaryota; Metazoa; Chordata; Mammalia; Rodentia; Sciuridae
Gene: Fkbp5
Product: FKBP prolyl isomerase 5
Exons: 13
Coding region: 508-1881 (457 amino acids)
Molecular function (GO): peptidyl-prolyl cis-trans isomerase activity; protein binding
Source: RefSeq, a predicted model, not a curated record